Molecule: messenger RNA, 6611 nt
Organism: Manduca sexta (tobacco hornworm)
Lineage: Eukaryota; Metazoa; Arthropoda; Insecta; Lepidoptera; Sphingidae
Gene: dtn
Product: transmembrane protein 132E
Exons: 21
Coding region: 394-4416 (1340 amino acids)
Source: RefSeq, a predicted model, not a curated record
UCAGCCGCCGAGCGCUGCGACCGCGUGCGACACACAUUUCGAACCAUCUCUAGUCAUGUGUGAUGUUUUCAUCACGGAGGGGAGCAUCAUCUAGCUUCCGAACUCGAUAUUUUGCAAGAUGAAUGAAUAGACCACUCGUAUUUAACGUUACACGUAGGAAGCUGUUACCGUUGGCUUCCCAGGAGGACAGCUUUCGCCGAGUGUCUGGUUUUUCUCGUAAGCUCGUGGCCGUUGACAUUGCAGCGUGCGGAUCCCGCAGUGUGCGAGUGUGUGCUUAAAUUGGCGAAUAUAAAAUCAGCUGAGUCACGUAAACAUAUGAUCUAAUGGGACUGUUGAUGAUGGCUUCGGCAAAAUUUCAUUGAACUGUUAGACCGGCACCGAAAUAAUUCCGAUAUGCAGCGCUCAGUUCUUCUGCUUCUCCUAACAGGGACUGUGCUCGCUGUUGAAGUUCAUUUCGAAAACAAAGAUAGCGGGUUUUUCCUCAAACACACGCCGAGAUGGAAUGGCGCCGGGCCACCUCCAGAGCCGAUGGGCACGGCUUUACCGGGAGCAUUACUUUCGCUCGACCGCUUCACCGUGUUACAAGGUUCAGCCCCGGCGUCAGUUCGUGCGACUUACGGACCGUUUUCUACAAAACAGACGGUACCAGCGAGAUACGCUGUACCUGAUCCCUUGGAACCACCGAAGAGAAAUGCAACGCUAAUGGAAUUACAAGAAGCUACGGCACAUCGACUAGACGUGUCCGCUCAUCUUGUAUUUAGAGAAUUGCCACGAGAUGCACCAGUUUUACGAGUAUUAUUCCACACUGGUGGGGAAGGUGGUGCACGAAGAGCGGCAACUCGACCUCGACGUGUUUGUAUAACUUUACAUGCAAGUCUGGGGUCUAAGUCGCUAAUGGCUACAUGUGGUCCUGAAGGAGAAGAAGGCGCGUGUCUAGCGGAAUUAACAGUUCCUGCUGCUUGGUGGCCAGCUGAUGGGAAGGGUAAAAGACCACCAAGAACAGUGCGACUUGCAUAUAGUGCUACUGAGGCAGGCACUGGGGAAUCAGGAGAAGAUGCUUGUGGCAGAGUAUCAGUCCAGCCAGCGUGGCCUUUAGGGUCUGUGACUUUGGCUGGCGCAAGAGCAGGGUACAGGGAAGCCCGGGCUGGCGAUGCGGCUCUACUUCUCCCAAGAGCACCGUUAUAUCCUCAUUCGAGAAUUCACCUGCCUUUUGUUGUCCGGCGAGACAGCACCCACACUAUUGGUCACGUCGUCAUCAGAAUGAAGGUGAAGUCAGGUUUACGAUUGCUGAGCGUGACAGCUGCUAACUCUCGCUGGGCAGUCACUGCAGAGGUAAAGACCCGCUCUGCGACAGUCACCGCAACGAGGCUUGAACAGCCUUUAAGAGAUGAUGAUGAACUUGAUAUGGAUGGUGACGAGAGUAGUGGUGCUGGUGGACCAGGAUGGGAGGAAGUUCUCACGUGGCUUGUAGAAGUGGGGGCUGAAGGAGAAGGAGAUGCAGAAGGGUCUGAGGGUGAAUCAGGUAGAGGUACUGCAAGGCUGAGCUGGUCAGCUAAAGUAUCUUCUACGUCAACAACUGCUUCGACAACGGAGACGUCUCCUCAUGAGCACAGAGUCAACACCCGCCUUGACAUCGAAAAAGAUGAUAUUCAAGCCGUUUUACCCAUCUCAAAGAACUGGGAGGUGCUGAACACGGCAGUGCUAACGGGCCGUCAGGUGUCGCAGUCUAUGAAAGUUCUUAUAGUUUCGCAAGCCGGGCAAGUUGCUGACGUCACACUUCAGAGUUCCUGCCACUCCGAGGACGAGAGUGUGCUGAAGGUAUCGUCCUCAUGCAGCUCGGUGUACGUGGACGGCUCUGAGAUCCGCGGCUCGUCUAAUGCUUCCGUUAUUGUUAAAUAUGGCACGUACACUGGUCUGGCGAGAUUUACAGUUUGGAUGCCCGAGAACCCUCUUGAAAUCGAUGUCGAUGAUAACAGGCUGUCACAAAUUAAAGGCUGGAAGGUGUCUGAUGAUGCAAAUUCGAAGGAUAGGUUGCGACGCUCGCUUUCGUCCCGCGGCUGGGGCGGCUCUAGGCCAGACAAUACAAACUCAUUGACAGAUCAACGUUCGUGUCGAUUGCGUUACCAGCAAAGUAACGUUGAAGUUUACGCCCGUUUUCUGGCCAAAGACCACGACUCGGGGCGGGUGUCUUACUUCGUGUCGCGGCGCACGUGGCUCAAAGUGACCGAGCUAGUGAUGUCGUUAAUGCGCGUCGCCGACCUUCGCAUCGCCACGUUACGUGGGAAAGUACUGCAGGGUCGCAGCACAGGCCGCACUGAAGUGCAAGUUCUGUCGCCUAUCACAGGUCGAGUGAUUGGUCUCCGCGAAGUCCGCGUUGGCAAUGAUAAAGUAUCUAUAUCAAGGUUGCUAGUUCGUGUCAUCUCAGGACUUCAGUUGAACAUCUCUCCAGACACGGCCAUUGAGAAUGGAUACGUGUCUGAAACAACUGUCACCAGGCGUCUUACAGCACAAUACCAGGAAGGACUGUUAGACAUUGAUCUCGAGUUCUCAGAUGGAAGUCGCACAGCGUUACGAGAUGUUGCAGUGUCCGACUAUUUCUUGUUGGUUGAGAGUCUUGAUCCUGAGGUUGUAGCGUUUGCUCCAAUGUUGGCAUCCAAACAUCCAAGAGUAAUUGCCAUUGGUGAAGGUAGUGGAGAACUUCUACGUGUAACAUUGUUAACACCCGAACAAUGCCGUUCGGGGCCCCUGCGACGCGUCGCACUCCCCGGCAAGGGUGACACCAAAACUCCAGCCAACAUUAAGAACAUUCCUGGCGCCCUCGCUACCGCCGCUGCCAGCGUUGACGUGGACUUUAGUGGCGGUGACAUCCCGCAAAGGCCAGACACGCCACAAAAUGAUGAUAUCAUGGCCCGUGGGGGACUCAGGAGCGGCAUGUCCGAGCUUGGAGAGGUGCUUAAAGGAAUAUCGCCAUUCAAGGAUGAGAAUAACCACGAGCCAACAGUGCAGGCGCAGCACUACAAUUCAAUCUUCCGACCCAAUUCUGCGCAGCAUCCUCGACAGCACCAAACACCGCAUAUGACGCCUGUUGAAAUCGGAAUGUACGUUCUUCUCGGAGCUUUCUGCUUUGCGAUUGUGGUGUUCGUAGUAUCGUGUGUGGUGUAUGCCUCUCGAUUGAAGCCUGCCGGGACCGAGGGCGGUGGUGGCGUCUGUCGCAAGAUGCCAGCACUGGCGGAGGGAGGACGCCUGCAGGUCGCCGGUCUUGUCGGCACCACUCUUGGUCUUGCACGUGACAAGCCGUCUCGAGAGUCUACCACUAAUGCGCAUGAUUGGGUUUGGCUUGGUCGAGCAACCAUCGAAAGAAACGGAAACCGUCACCCAGCGAACCGCAAUUCGACGCAACCCACCGAUAACGGCAACCACGAGAUCAGAAUCACCGCCAACCCUUUGAACUACAACUACGUGGACCCAGACGACGCGAUUCGCGACAAUGGCAACGUGAUGGUGACCAGCUUCGACAACCCUAACUCUAUCGAACUGCCUUCGCAGAACGAUCGAAAAGUUAUCGAUACUACGACUUAUUGCAAGAAGCCUGCAAGGCACACCCGUCAGCAUUCAGGCGAUGUUCACUGGCAGCCGGACUCAAACGACCCAGACGAUUACCGCCCACCAGUGCCACCGCACAGGAACUCGUCAACAACCCCGCAACCACAAGUGCCAGUGCCUCCCAGGAACCCAAGCAAAAUUUUGCCAGAGACCGUCAUGCCUCCAACAAGACGGAGCUAUUCCAGGAAUCAUCACAAAAAACACGACCGAGAACAGGAACCUUCCAAGAGAUCACCGGAGAUUGGCCGCCCAGACAGAAUUAUUAAUCUAAACAAAACCGACGCCCCAUAUAUAUCGAAACGAGACAUGAAAGAACAAAGCAAACGAGAUUCGGCCUCAAUGCAAAAUCGAGCCAACUUAGAAGACAAUGCUGUAGAACAACUCACUAACAAAGACGAUUGCGCGCGAUUGUUCGAGUUUGACAACGACGCUCCGCUCAUCAUGGAAAACAAGGAUUAUAGAGAAAUCGUGGGCCUGAACAGAGGCACUGACGACUCGCGACGCACCUUCGCCAAACCAGAAAGUCCUGACUACAUGCACGACUCCGGAAUAGGUCUCCCAGAAAUACAAAUGAGACACAAGAAUAAAAAUAAAGACACAAAAGGCGAUUUCGUGGAUGCAGUCAACCAGAACAAAGGAAACAACUCGCCAGAGGUGAAACGCGCCACGAUAGUAGGCAACCCGAUGUUCUCUCGCGAGGAGGCGGCGUCCCGCUGUGACGCGCCCGUCGAGUCUCUCGGCCUCGACGACCUGCACAUGGACUACGAUCAAAUCAUGCACUAUUUCCACAACCUCAAGGAAUCAAACGCCUGAGUAGAGCAGAUCAUUGCAAAGAUCCGGCAGAUAUUGUCUACGUUUAAAUAUCAGCAUAUCAUCAAAGCUCCUCCAAUCGACGUAUACAAUGCACCCACUAAUACGUCCGGGGCAGCCGGCCAAGAGGAUACUACUAACGACUUGCACAACAACAACGUAGCGCUCCCCGCUAGCGAGCACAUAUACGAGAACGUUAGCAACGGGAACGUCGUCGCUCCCACGCAAAUGUUGUGCGACUCCAUCGCCCACAAGAACGAUUUCAUGAAACGGCAACUCAAGUUCUUGUUGGAGCACUUGAGCGAGCCUUACGAGUAACGUUGUUGGUGGCAGUCCUGGUAUUAUCCUCUAUACAAUAUGUGUCUAAAAGUGGAUCCUUGCAGUGAUCGAAAUCGAAAAUAAAAAUUGUAACUGUUUUAUACAUAAUAUUAUCGUUAAACAUAUUUAUAAUCUAGUCAUCUAUGAUACAAAGCUGCACAUAUUUAAAGUACCUAAUAAUGUUAAUUGUGUGCAUGUAGUUAAUACUCUUAAAUAUGUCGGUAAAUUAUAUAUAUUGUACACGCGAAAUGUUGUAUGUAUAUUGAUAAAUUGUAAUCUUCUAGUUAUGGGCAUAAUUAUUGAUAGUAAGCAGAAUCUUUAAAAUAACAAAUACAUAACGAUUCGUAAACCUUCAGCAAUUGUAUUUAUGGGAGGUUCGGAUACCAAAUAUAAAAUCUUGCAUUCGUUUUAGAUCUGUACAUAUUUUUCCACUAGAUUGUAAAACGCUACCUCACUUUUAUCUUAUAGCUUAGCGAAUAGCUGUAUGUAUAUGCAAGAGAGGUGUAAUACAUGUUAUAAACUCAGUUAUCGGUACACUAUUCACAUACAUUUCUCGCCAUGGUAUACACUCUGAGGUAAUAGAUAGCUGUUAAGACUGUGAAAUGCCAGUGUUUAGGAAAUUAACUUAUGAUUUAACUAUAAAGUUAGGAUAAGACACAGAACUAGUCAAACAUAUUUAUUUGUUAUUUAAUCCGAACUAUUUAAUCUAUCCACCUGCAUCUACUGCAACAUCUGUGUACGUUCCAUAAUGAUUGUUUUCUAUAAACAUAAAAUUUAUUUAUUUUCAUGAUUUUCAGGCUCGAUAAAACGAGAUGUUUACGAUAGAACUAAACAUAAUUAGAAUCCCUUUAAGUUAGUACUAGGACUUGUAAAUGUUAAAGUUUAAAUGGGGCAUAUUAUUGCGCGCACGUUAAGCUGCCUCUGGGUAGAAUUUCUAAUCAGUGGCGGGUGAGGGCUCUAAAUUGCGUGAUUAGGAACGACCUAGUAUGGUACUUUUCCAUAUUUGUAGCUAUUUCAGAAAUUAACCAGCAAUGAUGAUGUUUAACUUGGCGUGUGCGUAUAAUAUGACUUAUUCUUGCAGAUGUUGGAUGUAUGUAGGUAAAUGUACUAAAUCAUUGCGUGAUUAGAAUUGAUAAAUUUUUAUUUUGCCAAUAAAUUGCCAUUCUAAUGCUACGGUUUCAAGUUGUGAUAUAUUGACUGCUAGGAAUUGAUUUUACGCAGUCUAUCUUAUAUAUAAAAAGCCAUAUCAUAUAUUAAAACCUAGCGCUUGUAUAAUAUUGUAAACACUAUUAAUUUAUUGAAUAUGUACAUUGCAUUUAAACUGUAAGUUAGAUAUUUAGGUUGUGUAAAUAUUGUUAUGAAGUUAUAUAAUUUAUAGGUAUGUGGAGAUGACAACUUAAAACGACAUAUGUAUUAUGUGGUAGUUAGAGGCUUGACACAAUACGAACAGAGUAGAGUUGCGCAUAGUAACAUGUCUGUUUAUACGUACACUGUACACUUAUAGUAAAUGUUUCUAUCUUGUGUGUUAAUGUGAUCAAAUAUAAAUACAAUAUAUACGUUAGAAGCCAAGCAAAUGCAAUCUGCCGUGCGUCGCGUUGAGACGCCCCAGCUUCCUGUAUAUUCGUCAAUAACGACAUCUAAAUACUAAUAGCGUGUUGUUUGGCUUUUGUCGUUAGGUUAGAAGUCAUAAGAUGUAAGUAGGUACUCUACGCUGUAGUAUUUGUUACUGUAACCUUUGUUUUUGUUGAGUUUUUGCCAUAAUUGUAUGAACGGAGUUUAUAAAUAAUUAUUGCUACAAGGUUUAUACAUGUAUGCAAACCGACGCUUGUCACGAAAACUCUUUCAUGAAAUGUCAAAUUUAAUAAACCAAUAUAAAAUAA